Molecule: messenger RNA, 1236 nt
Organism: Neodiprion fabricii
Lineage: Eukaryota; Metazoa; Arthropoda; Insecta; Hymenoptera; Diprionidae
Product: histone H3.3-like
Exons: 3
Coding region: 553-915 (120 amino acids)
Cellular component (GO): nucleosome
Molecular function (GO): protein heterodimerization activity; DNA binding; structural constituent of chromatin
Source: RefSeq, a predicted model, not a curated record
GGUUAUGAACCGGAUUUAAAAAAUUCAAACGUUCACGACGCCGUCACUAACCCGCGAAUAAGGCUUGUCCACAAUUACAUUAUAAUUAAUCUGUUUUUUACCACGUCACCGGUGUUAUCAUUGGCUUACCGUAAUCUGCAAUAAACCACAUUUAGUUCGUCGUACGAGCUUGACAGCUCAAACCGUUUGUCAAUCACAAUGUCAUGAAUUUUUUGAAAGUGAAGUUAGUUACGUUAUCGUAAUGAAACAUUAACGGAAAAUUUGUCAUUUUCCAAUUUCAGAAUCACUGUGAUGAAAUUAAAUUUGAACUGUAUGAGCUCGUUUUGCUUGAUUAUGGUUUACUGAAUUUUAUAGAAUUCUCAACUUACGAAAUAACGAUUUUUUUUCAACAUUCAUCGUUACAAUAAUGUUACUAACUUCGACAUGAUUGAAUUUUGAAAUUAUAAAAAUUCUACGGUUAUUAACUUGAAUUCAAACACAGACCAUCACUGUCGUCAGCUUCAUCAGUAUCGAGAUCAAGCGCUACACCCUCAAAGGUGAUCAUCUAUCUACAUGGACCAAUUAUUUAAACAUGUUAGCCCUACAAGAACGUUGGUGAAUCUUCGCGCAAAAAGUGGCACUAAAGCGCUCCAAGAGAUCAGAUUCUUACAGAAGACGACAAAGCUACUGAUUCCAAAGUUACCAUUUGCUAGAUUAGUUAGAGAAAUUAUGUUGGAUUUGUUCCCUCGAUUGGAAAUUAACAGAAUACAAGCAAAAGCUCUCGAGGCACUUCAAGAGGCGUCAGAAAUGUAUUUGGUGCAAUUUUUUGAAGACGCAAUACUACUGUCACUCCAUGCCAAACGUGUAACACUGUUUCCAACGGAUAUGCGAUUAGUGAGAAGACUGAGGGGACGGCAUGACAUUGUAAACAGAUGAAUAUAAUUUUAAUUCCAUACGUACUUGACUGUAAAUUGUACUUCACUUUCAUCGAAAAUAAUUUAAUUUUCGUGUACGUAUUAACUGAACAAAUGGUCACAGCCAUGCUUAAAUAUAUUUUAGAACUAAUUUUCAUAAAGUGUUUAAAACUCGGCGUUUUUUGAAAUCGUUUAUAUUAAGGCUGUUACAAAAUGAUACAUGUAAUAGCUAGCUAGCUAAAAACUCACUGGAAUAUUAGAUGAUCCUUACACACACACACACACAUAUAUAUAUAUAAGGAUCAUCAAAUAUUAAGGAUGUUACAAAAUGAUACAUGUAAUA